GGUGACGCGGAGGAGGUAGACAAGAGCGCAGUCGGCAAUCUGCUCCUGUACGGAGACGCUCGUGAUACUUCCUCCUGCCGCCUCGUUCGUGUCUCCAAUGCACGGUGCAUUCUGAGCAGGAAGGAGCAAUUGGAUUUCGGAUAAAGAAGAAGAAAUUGAAACGUGGGAAUCAUCGCAAGCGUUCCUUGAAUAAGAUCGAGACAUUGCUCGGAAAGUGCUCGAUGGAAACAUCGUGAAGCAACGACAAAGUUAGGCGCGAGGGUGCGGCAAUGCGAUGAUUCGGAAAAGCUGAGACAGAUCGUCUAAUAGCCAUCCGUGGACUAUAACGGUCCACGAUGUUGGUGCCGCCAGAUAUGCUGACGUCUCAUAACCGGAUGCGUUAUCAGUUCAACAAGUACUUUACCGAACGGGUAAUGAACAGGAAGAGUCAGGUGGCAAAAACCAUUCAAGAGGUGUGCCGAGUGGUGCAGGACGUCCUCAAAGAGGUGGAGGUGCAGGAACCGAGAUUUAUCUCAUCUCUAACGGAUUACAAUGGCCGGUUCGACGGCCUCGACGUGAUCUCGCCGACGGAAUUCGAAAUCGUCAUCUACCUGAAUCAGAUGGGCGUGUUGAAUUUCGUGGACGACGGCACCCUGCCGGGUUGCGCGGUGUUGAAGUUGAGCGACGGACGCAAGAGGUCCAUGUCGCUCUGGGUGGAGUUCAUCACCGCGUCCGGCUACCUGUCGGCCCGGAAAAUACGCUCGAGAUUUCAGACUCUAGUGGCACAAGCGUGCGACAAGUGCACUUACCGGGACUCGGUGAAAAUGAUUGCCGACACCACCGAGGUGAAGCUACGGAUACGAGAGAGAUACGUGGUGCAGAUCACGCCGGCGUUCAAGUGCGCCGGCCUCUGGCCGAGGUCGGCCUCGCACUGGCCCAUCGCGCACAUACCUUGGCCGCAUCCGAAUAUCGUUGCUGAGGUCAAGGCGGAGGGCUUCGACAUGCUCUCGAAAGAAUGCAUAGGCCUACAAGGCAAGCAGUCCGCCAUGGAGGGCGACGCCUGGGCGUUGUCGUUUAUCGACGCAGAGAACCGACUGUUGCAAGGCGCGAGUAGGAAACGUUGCCUCAGCAUCCUGAAGACCCUAAGGGACCGGCACCUGGACCUGCCAGGAAACCCAGUCACGAGCUAUCACAUGAAGACUCUGCUGCUAUACGAGUGCGAGAAACACCCGCACGAGACGGAGUGGGAGGACGGCUGUUUGGCCGAACGAAUAAAUGGGAUUUUUUUGCAAUUGAUUUCCUGCCUGCAGUGUCGUAGAUGUCCGCAUUACUUCCUACCGAAUCUCGAUCUUUUCAAAGGGAAAUCACCCACCGGUCUGGAGAACGCCGCGAAGCAAGUGUGGAGACUCACCAGGGAACUGUUAACGAACAGUCGCGCCUUGGAGAAACUGUAGUGAUCGACUUCAUUGUGACUGCUCGUUAUACGAGUCGUCAACUGAUCUCGCAAUCUCAUCGCACGUUCCUACGAUGGCGCAUCGUCGCUGAUUUCCAUACGUAUGGACAUGUUUGAUAAUGUAAUGUCUGUGUAAUGCAAAGAUCGCGCGAGGAUCAACGUCUAACUAAAAGAUCAGUGACGUGAGGGGCGUGCCGAUGUGCGGGAAUAACUUCCUCUGGUUAUUGUUCUCGUACAAUGCGCUGCCGAAUCCUCGAGAAGCACGCGCUGCAUUUCCCGAUGUUGAGGAUCAUGUAAUGUCGACGUUCGGAAUAUAUUCAGUGUGUGGAAGCAAUUCUCGCGAAUGUAAUUGCGCGUGUACGUGGUGUAUGGUGAACAUGUGAUUGGUCGUAGACCAUCGAAUUAGUGCCAUAAUUAUUUGGACGUUAGAGACAAGUUCCGUUUUUACUGUUGGCGCGAAGCACUUAUUAAUAUAGAGGAUUAUAGUCGAGGAGAAUUGUCAUUUACGGCUUCGAUUCGCUGUAACGCCUAGUUACAAUGUUGAGCCGACGCGCGUAAGAUAACCUUUAACCUGUGGUAGGAGAACUUUGUCACCGAAAGGUCAGAAUUUCUACUUUACACGUUCGACCCUUUAAAUACUACAAUCGUUUACGAACGUUCGUAAUCAGUGAACGCUAAACGGUGCAGAUUACAAGGAACGAAAAUUUGCAGCCUCCCCUAAUCACCACGAAAGAUAAUGUUCUCGUCUCAGUACUUGUAACAAGUUUUUAAAACUAUGCCUAUACACAUACACGCGCGCGCAGACACUGCCAUACAACUCAGCGGCACUUGAAGGAUUAACGCGUUCGAUAAUCAUUGCGUUCUUCGCGCGAGAUCUUUUGCGCGCUGAGUAAUGCGUUCGUUCUGAUCAAAGUGAUCGUGACCAUGGUUAAGGGUUAAUCGUUUCUCUCUUAUUAAUUCCUCCGCGUCCUCGCGAACCCUUUUCCCCUCCCAAACCCACCCCAUCCCACUUAGCCGCCUAUGUAAAUAAAACUUGAAAGAUAUUUAUUGAAUUGUAACAAAAAAUGUGAAAUAUAGUACUAUUUAUAUGGAA
Molecule: messenger RNA, 2525 nt
Organism: Odontomachus brunneus
Lineage: Eukaryota; Metazoa; Arthropoda; Insecta; Hymenoptera; Formicidae
Product: protein mab-21
Exons: 1
Coding region: 336-1433 (365 amino acids)
Source: RefSeq, a predicted model, not a curated record